Molecule: messenger RNA, 1989 nt
Organism: Synchytrium microbalum
Lineage: Eukaryota; Fungi; Chytridiomycota; Chytridiomycetes; Synchytriales; Synchytriaceae
Exons: 4
Coding region: 1-1989 (662 amino acids)
Biological process (GO): nuclear-transcribed mRNA poly(A) tail shortening
Cellular component (GO): P-body
Molecular function (GO): protein binding; mRNA binding; translation repressor activity
Source: RefSeq, a predicted model, not a curated record
AUGAGUGCCGCUAUAACAGCUUCCAAACAUGCCUCCAUGCCAGUUACCGAACCUACAAGCUUGAGCAAUCCUCAACGAUUCUCGGAUAUCAGCUCGAAACUGGUUGAACGAUUCAAUGCUAGGCCCAGCAGUGAGAUAUUGGCUGCUCAUUACAAGUCUCCUGAAGCUGAAGCAAUCGACAAAUGGUUCGAAGACCUAUCCAAGUACGAAACAACACUCGAUCAAAUGGCAAAAGCAAAACUGGACGAGAACUUUAGGGAAGAGUUAAAAGCCAUUGAACAAUGGUUUACCGUACUCUCUGAUCCAGAACGCACAACCGCUCUAUAUACGCUACUACUACACACAAAUCCCGUCCAAAUCAGAUUCUUUUUGAACGUGUUGACUCAGAUGAAUGAAAACUCGCAGAUUCCUGGUGGUGCUGCUGGAGCUGCUGCUGCGGCGGCUGCUGCAGGUGGUGCUUCGACACCUGUACCUGGUGGUGGUACUACUAGUAGUAGUAAUAAAGGAGCUGCGCCAUCCCCUGCUGCAUCACCACGACCAAAUCCGAUCGGAUCGCCGAUACAACGAGGUGCUGAUGAACAUGAUACUGCAGGAGCAGGUGCAGCAUCAAGGUCUCGUCGUCCACUAUACGAUCGACAUUCUGCACCACAGGAUGGUAGUCUAGGUGUAGGUUUACUUGCAUUCUCGGCAUCAAUGGCAUCUGCUUCGUCUCGUCUUCCUCACGAUGGUAGUACCACAGCAACAGGAUUGGAUGAUGGAUUUGGUGAAUAUGAUAAUCGACGUCUGUCAGCACAAAGUAUCUCAUCAACUUCCUCGUCAAGAGCAGUAUCACCAUCCAUGCGUCCCAAAACACCCGAAAACGGAAUGAUGGAUUGGAAUAAUACUAGUGAUCGAACACCAAAAGAACGAACAACGAGCUUGAAACGAAUGGGAUUGGGUAUUGAUCCUGUUGGUCUUGGAUUGGCUAUGGCUAGCAUGAGUGUGACGCCACCCGCACCAUUGACUACACCGCCAUCGUCUAUAAAGGGCAGUGGUACCAGUAACGGAUAUCGAUUAGCUGAUAUGCCAUUAAUAGCUCCACGAGGAAGUAGUCUCGUUAGUGAUGAAGCUGGAGUGGUUGCUGCUGAAGUCGCUAAUAUGGCACUUGCACCUCCAUCUGUCGUAAGUAGUAGUAAAACACCAACUCCAGCUGCUACAGGUUUUGCAACACCACGCCCAACACCAGGAGCAUCUCGUCCGAUAACACCAAUCGGUAUACGAUCACCUGCAUCAACAGCCAAUCUCGUAUAUACCCCAAACAGCAGCACAUCCACAUCCGCUCGCUCUACCACCAACACAACAACAAACAUGUCCCCACCACACGACCCAUCCAUGCCAAACCUCCCCAGUAUGAACAUAUCCCCACCACACCCACUCACAUAUAUCCCACCGCCACAUCAUCAACAUCCACACCACCAUCACCUCGUAUCGCAAUCAUCGCACUCGUCUCUACAUUCACAAUCUGAUAUUCUACAACGAGGUCCACAAAUGCAUCCUGGACAAGGGUGGGGACACAUAGAUAUGGCCAAGACACGACCUGGACAGCAACUGUAUGCCACGUCGGAUUACUCUGAUGGUGCUGAAGAUGGAAUGUUUGAUGGUGGGAACAGUGAGUUUUAUAAUGAUGGUGGGGCUGGCGGUAUGGGUGGUGGUGGUAUGAAGGGACGGGCACGUAAUGGGUCGGUUGGGUCUGCUGGACAUAAGGAGAAGGGCAAGAUACCUGAGAGUAUGGACUUGGAGGCUUUGAAUGAUGUACCAUCAUGGCUACGAUCUCUCCGCCUUCACAAAUACACUCCCAUAUUCGAAGGUAUGACUCUCAAGGAACUCGUCCAACUCUCGGAUGAAGACUUGUCUACCAAAGGUGUCUCCGCGCUAGGAGCAAGACGCAAACUGACAAAAGUCUUUGAAAUGGUCAAAGCCCAAUUAGAUGCCAAAGGAAUAUCAACUUAA